AUGGCACCACCGAGCAUAACCAAAACAGCUACACCCAUAGAUGUAAUAGGCCUCGUCGAAAUAACUAACCCACCCUUAUCCAUCACCUUAAAUGACUCAUGUUUUCUUGCAAAUGGCCACCCUUUUCUCACUCAAGUCCCACCCAACAUAACAACCACCACCCCUUCCCCUUUUCUCCAUAAUUCCAAAUCCAACUACAAUACCACGUUGCAACAUGGUUGCUUCGUUGGUUUCAACACCACCGAACCCAAAAGCCACCACGUGGUUCCACUUGGCAAACUCAAAGGAAUCCGGUUCAUGAGUAUAUUCCGUUUUAAGGUUUGGUGGACAACUCAUUGGACCGGAACCAACGGACAUGAGUUAGAACAUGAGACACAAAUGUUAAUCCUUGACCAAAACAAAUCACUCGGACGCCCCUAUGUUUUACUUCUCCCAAUCAUCGAAAACUCCUUCAGAACCUCUCUUCAACCAGGUGUCCAUGAUUACGUGGACAUCUGCACAGAGAGUGGUUCAACACAUGUCCUCGAGUCCCACUUCAAAUCAUGUCUUUACAUCCACGUCAGCAAUGACCCCUACCGUUUAGUAAAAGAAGCAAUGAAAGUAAUCCGGACCCACUUAGGAACAUUCAAGUUACUUCAAGAAAAAACACCACCAAAUAUCAUUGAUAAAUUCGGUUGGUGCACCUGGGAUGCAUUUUAUUUGAAAGUGCAUCCCAAAGGUGUGUGGGAAGGUGUUAAGGGUCUUACAGAGGGUGGGUGUCCUCCAGGUCUAGUCUUAAUAGACGAUGGUUGGCAAUCCAUUUGUCAUGAUGAUGAUCCAAUUACUGACCAAGAAGGUAUGAACCGAACCUCAGCUGGGGAACAAAUGCCAUGUAGGCUAAUAAAAUAUGAAGAAAAUUAUAAAUUUAGAGAAUAUAAAAGUCCUAAAAAUGAAUGUAACAAAGGUAUGGGUGGUUUUAUUAGGGACUUGAAGGAAGAGUUUAAGAGUGUUGAGAAUGUUUAUGUUUGGCAUGCACUUUGUGGGUAUUGGGGUGGGGUUAGACCUAAAGUGAAGGGCAUGCCCGAAGCUAAGGUUGUUACUCCGAAGCUGUCUCCGGGGCUGAAGAUGACAAUGGAGGAUUUAGCGGUGGAUAAGAUUGUUAACAAUGGUGUAGGGUUAGUGCCACCAAAUUUAGCCCAAGAAAUGUUUGAAGGGCUUCACUCUCAUUUGGAAUCGGUGGGCAUUGACGGUGUUAAAGUUGACGUUAUUCAUUUGCUUGAGAUGCUAUCAGAGGAGUAUGGUGGACGUGUUGAGCUUGCUAAAGCCUAUUACAAAGCACUGACCUCAUCAGUGAAGAAACAUUUCAAUGGCAAUGGAGUUAUUGCCAGCAUGGAGCAUUGCAACGACUUCUUUCUCCUUGGCACAGAAGCCAUUUCCCUUGGACGUGUAGGAGAUGAUUUCUGGUGUUCUGAUCCAUCUGGUGAUCCAAAUGGUACAUAUUGGCUCCAAGGUUGUCACAUGGUACAUUGUGCCUAUAACAGUUUAUGGAUGGGAAAUUUCAUUCACCCAGAUUGGGACAUGUUUCAAUCCACUCACCCUUGUGCUGAAUUUCAUGCUGCCUCUAGAGCUGUCUCUGGUGGACCAAUUUAUGUUAGCGAUUGUGUCGGUAAUCACAAUUUCAAGUUGCUUAAAACUCUUGUUUUGCCUGAUGGUUCUAUCUUGCGUUGUCAACAUUACGCACUCCCUACACGAGAUUGCUUGUUUGAAGACCCUUUACAUGAUGGCCAAACAAUGCUCAAAAUUUGGAAUCUCAACAAAUACACGGGUGUUUUGGGCUUAUUCAAUUGCCAAGGAGGUGGGUGGUGUCCUGAGACACGACGAAACAAGAGUGCGUCUGAAUUUUCACACCUAGUUACAUGUUAUGCAAGUCCUGAAGAUAUUGAAUGGUGCAAUGGUAAAAGCCCAAUGUGCAUCAAAGGUGUGGAUGUGUUUGCUGUGUAUUUCUUCAAGGAGAAGAAACUGAAGCUCAUGAAGUGUUCCGAUAAAUUGGAAGUUUCACUCGAGCCAUUCAGUUUUGAGCUAAUGACAGUGUCUCCAGUGAGGGUGUUUUCAAAAGGGUUGAUUCAGUUUGCUCCAAUAGGGUUGGUGAACAUGCUUAACUCUGGUGGUGCUGUUCAGUCUGUGGAGUUUGAUGAUCAUGCUAGUUUGGUGAAAAUUGGGGUGAGGGGUUGUGGGGAAAUGAGUGUAUUUGCGUCUGAGAAACCAGUUUGUUGCAAAAUAGAUGGGGUGGCUGUGAAAUUUGAUUAUGUUGACAAAAUGGUGAGAGUCCAAAUUCCCUGGCCUAGUUCUUCAACUUUGUCUUUGGUUGAGUUUUUAUUUUGAUCCCUCACAAGGUUUAGUUUGGGAAGGUAUAAAUAAAUAAAAGUAUUGUUAUCUAUUUUUUUUUAAAGGGAAAUGUUAAAAUGUAUCGUAAGGACACAUGUUAAAGUAAUGAAUAUGAAAAUUAAGUAUUAAAAA
This is a messenger RNA of Medicago truncatula (barrel medic), 2496 nucleotides long. Its product is annotated as galactinol--sucrose galactosyltransferase. NCBI's taxonomy places the organism in Eukaryota, Viridiplantae, Streptophyta, Magnoliopsida, Fabales, Fabaceae. The coding region runs from base 1 to 2361 and encodes 786 amino acids. The record is from RefSeq and is a predicted model, not a curated record. The transcript is spliced from 3 exons. Gene Ontology annotation, molecular function: galactinol-sucrose galactosyltransferase activity.